AUGCUCGACGAACGCAAGGGUCGUCGGCGCCUCCAUGGCUUGGAGCGCCCGUGGCACCCGCGCCAAGUCGUCGUCGUAUGCAUCUUUGGCCUCUCGGUGGUCUGCUCUGGCCUCUCGACCGCGUUGCUGGUGCCAGAAGCCCGCGGCUUCUGCGAUCUCGUCGUCCUCGCCAGCGUCGACGCGUCGAUUGCAGUACUCUUUGGCAUCAUGGUCGCCUUGUUCAUCGCGGUGUCGACGGCCGACACGCUCGCCACCAAGUACCCGCGAAGCUUGUACCCAGGCGAGAAGAUCGCGCGCUGCCGGUCCUGCGACGUUACGGUCAACUCGCGUACCAAGCACUGUCUCUGCUGCGCCAAGUGCGUCGAGGGGUUUGACCACCACUGCGACUACCUCAACACGUGCAUUGGCACGGCGAACGUUCGGCAGUUCCGCCUCCUCAUUGCCGCGAGCAUCGCGUACCUCAUCGUCCAGACAGCGCUCGCCAUCUUUACGCUCCUCGUUACCUCGGCGUCGUUCGGGGUGCAGACGCUCGUGGCUCUGCUUGCAGUCUUGCCAGCGAUCGGCCUCGUGGGCCUCUUUGUCCUCGCGGCCUUCCAGGCGUACAUCUAUCGCUCGGGUAUGACGACGUUUGAGUUUGCCGUGCACAUGAGUCGCGCCAAGCGCAAGAAGCAGGUCGUCCAGCAGCACCCUGCUGCUGCACACAACAAGGCGAUGGCACCAUCGGUGCACCUCGUCAAGCUUUCGUCGUCGACAUCCGGGCCCGCGCCGCCGCUCGUGCUGCAGUUUGUCUAGACGCUCGCAACUGGAAAGAUUGUCAUCGGAGAGGUCUUCGUAUUAAAUAUAGAUACAGGGGGU
Saprolegnia parasitica CBS 223.65 is the source of this 855-nucleotide messenger RNA. RefSeq lists its product as hypothetical. Gene Ontology annotation, biological process: peptidyl-L-cysteine S-palmitoylation; protein targeting to membrane. Bases 1 to 792 code for a protein of 263 amino acids. Gene Ontology annotation, molecular function: protein-cysteine S-palmitoyltransferase activity. The record is from RefSeq and is a predicted model, not a curated record. Gene Ontology annotation, cellular component: endoplasmic reticulum; Golgi apparatus. The transcript is spliced from 4 exons. NCBI's taxonomy places the organism in Eukaryota, Oomycota, Saprolegniomycetes, Saprolegniales, Saprolegniaceae.